This is a messenger RNA of Ixodes scapularis (black-legged tick), 9921 nucleotides long. RefSeq names its product double-stranded RNA-specific adenosine deaminase. Gene Ontology annotation, biological process: adenosine to inosine editing; RNA processing. NCBI's taxonomy places the organism in Eukaryota, Metazoa, Arthropoda, Arachnida, Ixodida, Ixodidae. Gene Ontology annotation, molecular function: double-stranded RNA binding; tRNA-specific adenosine deaminase activity; double-stranded RNA adenosine deaminase activity. The record is from RefSeq and is a predicted model, not a curated record. Gene Ontology annotation, cellular component: cytoplasm; nucleolus.
GAGACAAAGAAACGAACACAGCGAGAUCAGCGGUCUGUCAGCAUCUGUCAGCGGGCAGUCCAUCUCUGUUAAAAAGUGGGCCACGUAAGAUGGCGGAUCGCGUGUCCCCUUUUCGAUUGGACGUCUCUAGCUCUGCCCGCCUGUAGCGAAGUCAGCCGGAGAGGCCUGGGAAAAGCUUUCGCGGCUCGCGGGGACGGCCAACUCGCCAUGGCAGGUGGGAUCUGGGCUUUGGGGCUCGUUUCGACAUCGGGAAUAACUCCGUAACCGGACCGAAUCGAACCUAACCGCCAAGUCCCCAUUGCUUUUCUUUUUCGCUUGCUUUCCUUUGUCAGCGUCGUCGCUCUUCGCGGUGUUCGCUCCGACGACCACCGCUUAGGGCGCCACCGACUGACAGAAGGCGAACGAAAAAAAAAAAAACUUUUUUUUUUUUGUCGGGGGGGUCCCAAACAAACAUGGUGGACGUUUGGGAUGUUCGUACUCAACUGCUGAAUUAUUUUCACUCGCAUCCCGGCGAAAAUGUGCGCACAGUGGACCUAUGUCGCGUAAUCAAGCAACCCAAGAAGACAAUCAACAGUGUGCUGUACCGACUACAAAGAGACGGCGUACUACAGAAAGUCGUUGAAAGUCCGCCGACAUGGAGAGAGGCUGGUUCUGGCAGCCGCAUUGAACAGCAGUAUUCAAUCGGCUACCCGAACGACGGUGCAGCGGCUGAUGGUUGGCAUAAGUUGAGAGGACAUCCCGACGAGAAUUCGACAGGCAAGCCUCUGGCCAUCGCAGACGGCAGAUCGCCGCCCCCGCCAUUCCCAACGGGGGCGCCAGACGUGUCGGAUGCGCUGGUGCCGGAGGAGGAGCAGCUCCCGGUGAGGUGCCCCGAGGACUCGCCCCCCCCUCUCAACCUACCUCCCAACCUGGUGGUCGUGAGGGGGGGCAGGUUUCCCGCGGCGGCCCCGCCCGCCCUUGCCCCGCCCCUGGCUCCGCCCCCGUACCAGCCGCCCCUGGCCCCACCCCCGGCGGCCUCUCCCCCAACGAACGCCCUGGUCCCCGUGACGGGAGCCCUGGUGCCGUCGUCUGCCAACGCCGUGGCGCCGGCAGCCUCGACGCCCCCGGCUUCGACCAACAACAUCCUGCAGACGGACCUAACGGCGCUGGUUAUCUCUCACCUGCGGACCGUGGGCACCCCGGUGUACACCAAGGACAUGGUGAAAGCGCUCGGGCUGAAGCACAAGCGCGAGGUGAACCCCAUCCUGUACCGGCUGCAAGACCGCGGCGUGCUCACCAAGGUCUGGGACACGCCGCCGGCCUGGACCCUUGUGCCGGGCAGCUACGGCGACCUGGAGAGAAAUAACCUCUUCGCCGCGGCGGCCGCGGCGGCGGCCGCGGGCAAGCAGCAGGCCGGCGGCCAAGCGCCCCAGCGGGAGAUCCAGGCGCCGCCGGACUUUGGCACCGCCGGGGACGAAGAAUUCGCCGGCGGCGCAAGGCCCAACGGAGUCGGACCCCGGGGCGGCCUCAAGGGUCCCCCCAAGCCAAGGCAGCAGCCGCUGCCCCCGCACGAGCUGCUGCGCCUGAGCAACACCUUCGCCCAGAUGGUGAUGCAGCAGCAGGGGGCCACGGCCAACGGUGGGGUGGCCCCCGCGGCCCCCUCGGCGGCACCCAACCUCAAGAUCACGCAGUCGGUGGUGUCCUCGUCGCUCGAGGUCAGCUACCCGACGCCAGGCGUGACCGGGAACGGGAACGGGAACGGGGACGGCGGCGCCAAUAACGGGGCACGGGAGGAGUCGCCGCCCGUGGCGGUUGCGCCCGCUCCAGCCCCGGCCCCGAACCCGCCGGGCCCGCAGAGCAUUUCCAAGUUCCCGAGCUACGCGUCGCUCACCAAGAACCCCGUGAGCGCUUUCCACGAGUUUGGGCAGAUGCAGCAUGUGGAGGCAAAGAUCGACAUUGUGGCCACGGAUGGUCCCCCCCAUAACCCGAGGUUCAAAGCAGUUGCGUUUCUGGACAAGAAACCUGUGGCCGAGGCCUGGGACAAGACGAAGAAGGAAGCCAAGCACCAGGCCGCCGAGCUCGCCUUCCGCAAACUGGUGGCGAGCGGCGCCCUUGCUUCUGAUGUGCCAUCCCCAGAGACGGACAUCCUGAGCAGUCAGGAUGAGAGCAUUCCAAUGUUUGAUAUUAUUGCUGCCCUGAGUCACCGCGAGUUCAGCCAGAAGGUGCUCGAGGUGCCGGAGUAUGUCGGCGGCCGGAAGGUUCUGGCUGCGCUAGUCAUGAAGAACGGAGCCACCGACAGGGGCACCGUCGUCUGCUUCGGCACCGGAAGUCGCUGCAUCACCGGUGAGCAGCUGAGCCAGGACGGAACCGUGGUGAACGAUUCACACGCAGAAGUAAUAACAAGGAGGAGCUUCCUCAGGUUUCUCUACCAGCAACUGAAGAGCUACGGGCCGGGCAAGGAACACGCCAUCCUAGAGCCCACAGAGGACGGCGAGAAGAUUCGCAUGAAGCCAGACGUCACUUUCCACUUGUACAUCUCCACAGCGCCCUGUGGUGACGGGGCACUUUUUGCACAUACGACCAAACCAGACGACAAGAACAAGACACAGGAUCAGAACAGUGAACAGCAUCACCCACUCUUUACCAAGAGCUGCCAGGGACUCCUGCGAACAAAGCUGGAAGCAGGGGAAGGCACGGUCCCCGUGGACCUGACUACAGACUACCAGACCUGGGAUGCCAUCCUGCAAGGUGAACGACUGCGCACCAUGUCUUGCAGCGAUAAGAUUGCUCGCUGGAACGUUCUCGGUCUGCAAGGGGCUCUGCUCAGCCACUUUCUGCAGCCGGUCUAUCUGAGCUCCAUCACCCUAGGUAAUCUGUAUCACCACGGGCACCUGUCGCGGGCGGUGUGUUGCCGCCUAGAAGGGGACCCGGUGUUGGACGGCCUGCUGCCGAGACGCUACAGCCUGCGCCACCCCGUGCUGGGAUGCGUGAGCGGCCACAACCCGCCCCGGGACACGGAGAAGACCAAGCCGUACAGCAUCAACUGGUGCAUCGGAGAUGAGCGCCCCGAGGUCACCAACAGCGGCACCGGCAUGCGGCAGGACCGGAGUGGUACAAACCUGGAGUCUCGAGUGUCCAAAGCCUCCCUCUUUGGGCUCUUCAAGGACACGUGCGACCUUCUUGGCCGGGAGGACAUCCUGCGCAAGACAUACGGCGAGACGAAGGAGUCCGCCCUGGGCUACCAGAGUGCCAAGAAGGUGCUCUUUGAGCGCUUCCUCAAGCUAGACCGGGGCCGCUGGGUAAGGAAGCCGCCCGAGGAAGAAAUGUUCCACUAAGAGUCGCAGCCGCCAGUUUUGCCACCUCCCCCUCCCUCCUGCCCUCCCCCAUCCUGCGACUACUACUUGAUUGUAUCGACCAUUGGAGAGGCUCGUCAAAGUGGCGCCGACAUUGCACCGGUGUGGGCCCGACGCCGGGCCAGUGUCGAGCCGGCAUUGCUUACUGAUGUGUGGUCACCGGAUGACAGUUCCGGCCGAACGUGAGCGGCCGGUCGGUUUUGUGACGCUUGCCAAUGCUGUUCGAUGGCCGGAGGACAUUGGAGUGACGUCGUGGACAGAUUUUGGGUAGGAGCGGCCUCGUCGAGAUAUAAUGGGGUGUAUCUGUCGGAGACCGGUCAGAGAUGUUGCCGGGGGAUUGUGAAGCGUGCGAGAUAUCUGAUGUUGGCACUUCGUCGGGAGCUCGUCAGGUCCGUGCCGUGAAUCCGCCCGUUCUGUACCGGGCCAGUAAUGGAAGCCUAUGCUACCAGAUGUUCACCGGCAUUGGGGGAGAAGGAGUUUGAAUUUUCAUCUUCGUUUAAGAGGAACUGGAUGGGUUGUCAUUGUGCGUGAUACGGCAGUAAUGUCUGGCAGCCUUUAGGCGUGGAAGAGAGCUGUUCGAGUUGAAGUCGGGUAGUGGACGAAUUCUGUCAGGCGUUAAACUGAUUCUGAAGUGCCCCACCGAUGUCAAAGGUUGUAUAUUGCCGCAGGGGCCGUAAACCGGCGGUUGCCUCACCUCAGUUUAGGGGAUAACAUUGUCAUAAACUUUUCUAAUGGUCUGGAAAUCUGCCGAUUUUUUUUUUUGUUGCUUUUUGUGGGCGGAGUUUUUUUGUUGUUUUAUUGAUAAAAAAAAUUUUGGGACCGCGGUCUCGAUUUUUGCAAGGACGAUAAUACUCUCGCGAAUUUCCCGACGCUUGCGGACCUCCGAACGACGGGGAGUGCCGGAGUGCACGACUCUUCUCGCGGGUGCUCAUGCCGCGAAAUGGGCCAUGGCUCCUUCCAUCUUCUCGAACAAAGGGAGACUGGGGAACGUUCCGGAAAACGUCGCUUUGCGGUGUCUCGAUUCUGACGGUCGCGCAGCACUUUGCGCUCAGCUAGAGAUUACAAGCCGCUCGUUCGCGCUUGCGGGACAACCCCCUCGAGCGUUUUUUGGCGUCUUCGCGUUUCUUAUCGACAUCGCCGAGUUCGGACUACCUGUCUGCCGUGUCCGUUUUCCGGAAAAAGUCCGGUGGAGGGGGUGGGCGGGAGGGACGGUGGGAACUGGCUCCGGCGAACCUUUGUAUCUCCACACGGUCGAAAUCUCAUGGGAGGGGACGAAGAGAGGAGUCGUCACUCCCACUGCGUGAAAGGAAGCGUGAGCGAGCAAACCACACACACACAAAACAGACGAGAAGAAAGACCAAUUGCAAAUGGGGCCGGGAAAGAAACGAGGAAAACGAGUUUCACCCGAACGUCGUGACGAGUACAAAUGCGGGAAGUUGAGAAACAACGCUUGUCUGCCAUGUUGGGGCCAGAAGGGAAGAUGCGCUGUCCCUGCACAUGUAUAUACUGUGUGUGCGUGCGUAACCGAUACACGCGUAUGUAAUAUGUUUGGGUCUUGUCGGGCAGCGGACGGUUCAGCGGGGCGACGGCCGUGAGUGCGGGAAACCGAGGAGCUUCUGGGGCGUUUUAAUCUUUUUUCGUUUUGUUUUUUUUUUUGCUUUGGUUUGCGUGGCGGAAUCUGGACGUGCGGCACGUUGGUUCGAUGCCAUCGAGAAUUGUAGGCCGGUUGGGUCGACAUCAUUACUUUACAGCGUAAGCGGACCGUGACAGACCGUACAGGUGCGGCAGAGCGCCGCCUCCUUCUCUGGGCACCACCGGGGUGCCCGGUUUUUAAAAACGAGCGACAAAGUAGAAGAAAAAAAAAAGAAAAAGAAGGAAAACCUGGAAGCUCCUCUUUUGACAUCUUUUUUUUUUUUUUUUUAAGCUGUUAUAUCUUCCUUUUUUACGGAAGAGCUGGCCCCCCCUUGGUUCCGGGUUUUUGUAAAAGUUCCUUCUGACACUUGUCUCACUCUUCCGCAUGCACAGUGUUGUCAUUUGUGUUGUCAAAAUUGUCAGUGUACAUUGUGUUACUUUUUAUUUUUUAUUUUUUUUUUCUCUUUGGUAUGCAUCAUUUUUCCUCAGUAGAGGAUUAGGGAAAUGACGCCGAACAAUCAUUGUUUUCAUCGGUCAAUUAUGUUUUGUGUCUCAUGCUUUGUAAAUACAGACCCACCAUGCAGCUAUUUCUACCUUGGUGUCUUCGUUAUGAGUAUUACUAUUAUUAUUAUUACGAUUACUAUUGUGCCUCAUCUCCCUUUUUUGUAUGCAUUGUAUCAGCAUUUUUAAGUUUGCUCAUGAGCCAUGAACUUGUUCGUUCUUUUUUUCUCUUCCUCCAAAUGCGUCAUCACCGCCCGUAGCAUGUCUCGGUAGUUGUCAUAACACCGGCAUGCUGUUUCUCUUUGCUUGUUUUUAUUAUUUGCAUUUAUGGUAGUGCUUAUGCAUUUCAUUUUCACCCAUUACCGGCGUAAACAGCCUUUACCGAGCAACCACGCUCUUAAUAGGACUGCCGGCUCUUUUCAAAAUCUCGCCUUCCGUUUCUCGGUUAUGGGAUUUUUUUCCCCGCGAACUCGUCAGUUAACGGCAACCUGCCAUUUUUUUUUUUUUUACCGCCCUGAUUCAGUGGCAGGUGCCAGUCUUUUUAAUUUGAUUUCGGUAUCGUUCGGUCGUGAAAGGACUUCAACGUCUCUGCCUAUUUAUUUCCUUCGAUUGCCACAGAUUCGUUUUCCUGCGGUCGCUCGUCUGCGAUGCAGAGUGGUCGGGUCGUCCGCACCGGACAGACGUGACACCAGUUCGCGUUUCUCGCCUCGUUCAGCGGUCGCACGCUGGUUUUCUCAGAACGGGACGUGCCAAAAAAUGGUUGGGAAGAUUCCGGGGGACGCCACCAAAAUGGGCGGGCUUGCCCUUUUCGUGGCGUUCCGGAGGGAAUGAUGGAGUGCCCGGAAGGUGAUCUCGCUGCCUUUGAGAUGCGCCGUGGCGGCGAAACCAGAGGCGAGAGAAAGAGUGUCCCCGCACGCUUGGCGUUUCUGUUUUGCGCACACACAACACUUCUUCACACCUCCGGCAUGAGCGCGUGUCGUUAACGCAGCGGGGCCCGCAGACACUGCGGUCGACUUUCCGUUCGCCGCGACGCUUUGCAGUCUUGGAAAAACGGGAAAGGGCAAGCGGUGUGCACCUAAAGGCUCCACGUCCCUUCGUAUCCCCGCACUGUACUAACCGAAAACACGUGCACACACUUGUCGCAUGUACACACAAUGUGCACAGCACUGAAACGACCCUUUUGGCAAAAAGUUGGUCGGUUGCGGAGCGCGGGAGGAUUGAAGAGACAGUCGUCGAGGUUGGAAGCAGCGGGCGUACUUAAGAAACGGAGCGUAGCGCAACCCUUCUCUGCAGGAAAAAAAAAAAAAAAAGCAGCGAGUCCUCUUCUCGAUGUAAUGUGCAUGUGAUGUGUGUCUGUGUGUACAUGUGUGUGUGUGUGUGCACAUAGAAGGCACACAUGCUUAGCUGGGAGGGGAUGACCUGCCAAUUAGUUGCAUGCUUAGCAGUCAGGCUUUGGGCCCAUAGGCGCAUAAUAGCCCGCCGUUCCGUUUUACUCCGAGGGUUCGGCUCUCGGCUUUGGAAAGCUCCGGCGAGCGUGUGGGACCCCGGUCCCUGCCCGGUCUCUGCCCGGCGUCGACCGGGGCUUCCCCGGCGUUCCGGCGGAAGCGAGUGCGUCGGGCAUCGGCUCUCGUAGAACUCGUGCCGCUAGCGCAGUUGUUCCAGCGAGGAUAUACACUCUAGGCCAGCGGGUGGCGCCCCACCGGAAACGAAAAAGGCCACCGCGAAACGUGCGACCCGUCUCGCCGCAGUCGCCCUUCCCGAGUACGGCCGGGGCGCGCCCGGCGAUCUAACCUAGGCGUCGUCUAUAGCUUCUGUUUUUAUCUAUUCUCUUUCUCUCUCUCUAUCUCUCAGUAGUAACAUCAUUUUAUUGUAGCUUGAAUGUGUAACCCCCCUCCCCCACUCGUGGCUGUUUUAGUAAUCGAACCUAAUCCGACCUAGGGCCGACGUCUGCGAGUCCUUCGCGGACGUCGGCGGUAGAUCGUCGCGUCGUUGUGUAACCUAGCGAAAACGCGGCUUAGGAAGGUUCGCCGUCUCUUGUUGUGCUCGUGCAUCUUGUCCGUGUGGUGCGUGCUCGGAAGAAAAAAACCACCAAAAGCGUUGACUUGGAAAAAAAAAAAGACAAAAACGAGGGAACCUGGUUUUUUCGGCGUUGCCGCAUAAACGUUCUUUUUUUUGUUAUCGUGCUUUCUUCUCUUGCACGGAUUUUGUGCCGUUGCAUUUGCGCGGGUUUUCCCUGAGGGGGACGGGAAAGGGGGGGGAUGUAGUGUCCGGGGACGCGCGGCAGUCCCCCAGGUUCCGGCCCCGCAACCGACGAAGGCGACGGCGGGUUUCCAGGCGACGCGCCAAAGCGAAGAGGAGUGUGAAGUGGCGCAGACACGGGGAAAAUGUGCGUGGCAAACACGACGACGAGUCCCCUCACACUCGGAACUCUACGGUCGCCGUCGUCGGCUUUGCAGGCCGAAGGACUGGACGUCAGGAACUUCCGACUGCCGGCGACCCCGCGUUGGGGAGAACUGCCCCCCUCCCCCCCCGACACCUCCCCCUCUGGCGGCCCGCCUUCUGUUUCUCGCUCGUUUCUUUUUUCGCAGCUUUUGUUUCUUCUGGAGAGAAACGGUUUCUUGCGAGUUGUACGCGGUCAACAUUCCGAGGCAGCGGGCCGCCUUUGCGCGGUCCGCGUCGUGGCAUCCCUUCGUCUCUGUUUUCUAGCUCGUCUUCAAGCUUUGUCACGGGAACGUGAAUAAGAAAGAAAAAAAAAAUGUGCGGCAGAACGAUCGCGCCGGCGGCGUCCGAUGCGUGACGAUCGUCUGGCACAUUUGUUGCUUGCUUUGUCUUUGUGUAAGAGCCGACAGGAAGACAAACAUACGAACGAAGCGGAGAAAAAAAAUCGCAAGCAGACGGUGUAAGAUGCUGUGAAGCUUUCUUUUGUUCCCGUUUGAUUUUUGUCUUCUCCGGAAUUCAACUUGGAAACAAAGACCUUGCCCUACCCCCUACCCUCCCCCAUUUUAAAAGUUUUCUUUUUUCUUUGUGAGAGUUGGCUUUUCGGCAAAGUUUGAUACUGACAGCAACAAAAAAAACACAUUCCACCGUGCAUGUUCGUUUUGUAGGGUUUUUUUCUUUUUCCACUCACGCCCGCGGUUAAAAGCCCCGUUUCCCGUUUUCCGACGGAGCCCAUUUUUUCUUGCGUUUGUUGCGACGUCCGUCCCUUUCUGCGAUCCCCUCAUUUCAGGAGGGGAGGCUGAGCCCGUGUAUAUAUACAUAUAUAUAUAUGUACAUAGUCAUGUAUAUAUAUGUAUAUAUGCGAGCAGAUAGGGGGGAUUUUUUUAGUUCCCCUUUCCACCCCAACAUUACUUUCUAGCCCCUCCUCGACUAAUGGAGAGAGUCCGUUUAACCGCAGUCCUCGGAUGCAAAAGUUCUUCACACCCCCCCUUCCCCCUUUGCCUCACUCUGGCCCUCGAAAGGCAUCCUUGUUUUUAACCACGUGGAGAGCCGAGGGCAUUGCUCAUUGCAGCAACAUUGUGCGAGAUGUCCGUCUUGCAGACAACGGCCAGUUGUUGCAGACGACGGACAGUUGUUGCAGACAACAGCUUUUUGUUGCAGCAGACGACAGCCAAUUGCCCCUUUUCAUACCCCUCCUCCCUGAUUUUCCUGCCACAUAUUUAGAAUUUUUUUUUUUUUUAUUGUCCUAACACCAUAUUUAAUGUUGGGAAUGUCGAAUCUGAGUGGACAUUCUCACGAUCACCUUACACGAGAGGAAAGCUGACCGAGACUUCCGUUUCACUGUUGAGUUGUUUUUCGUUUUUUUUUCUUUUAAAGCAUUGCGUUAUUUUUUUUAAAGAUGUGAACUUGUGCAGCUAUCGGUAGUAUCAUCAAGCAGCUCAAAGUACUGCUGGCUACGUUCGUUAGAAACAAAAAAGGGUUGGGAAGAAAUAAAUCUGUUCUGUGGGGAAUGCACCUCCUUUUCGUCGUCAAUGUUUUAGGAAAUGGCAGUCCUGCUCGUUGUCGUUUUUUUUUUCUCCCCUUCCUAGAACCUUCACAGCAUUUUUCAUGACCUGCACACAUCUCCAACUGUGAUCUUGUUUCAUAUUUGUUCUUUUUUUUUUUUUUAAGUAGGAAUUUUUUAAUGAGACGGUUUUCCUAUGUAUCUGUGUGGGCUUGUUGCGACGUCAACAGGUGCAGCAAUGCUAGUCAACCAGUAGCAAAAACUUGGUUAAGACGCGGAAAACAAAUUGUCAUCUUCGAAUGAACUGCCUUUUUGCAGAGUCUUUUUUUUUUUUUUUUUCAUUCUUGUGUGUCUCUUUUCAUUUCCUUGUUGCGAUCGGGUGUUUAAUCUGCAGGUUUAAAAAUGAAAAAAAAAGAAUGGAACAAUAGAAGUUACACGUUUGAGGACGGUGUACACUUAAACAUCCAUAGUGUUGUGAUAUGUAAACUGGAUAUCCGAAUAAAGGUCACAAAUGCA